Molecule: messenger RNA, 1016 nt
Organism: Eptesicus fuscus (big brown bat)
Lineage: Eukaryota; Metazoa; Chordata; Mammalia; Chiroptera; Vespertilionidae
Gene: LY6K
Product: lymphocyte antigen 6 family member K
Exons: 5
Coding region: 124-951 (275 amino acids)
Biological process (GO): binding of sperm to zona pellucida
Cellular component (GO): acrosomal vesicle
Source: RefSeq, a predicted model, not a curated record
CCCGCUCCACCUCACAGUCAAGCCGGGCCGAGCGGAGCUGGACGGGAACCGGGGCUCUGCCGCUGAGGCGCGGGGCCCUCAGGAACCCGGGAGGCCCCGGGGCCUGGGCACGGGUCACCGGCCAUGUCGCCGUGCGCCCUGCAGAGAGAGCUCAGGGGGGGCAGCGAGCGGACAGCUUUGUGGAGGGAGCGGCCCGGCCUCCUCGCCGCCUCCAGGGGGCGCCCGCACCCCGCGGGGAAGGAGCAUGAACGGACCAUGCCACUGUCCCCUGCCCUUCUGAGGCCUUCUGGAACCUUCUGCCCCCCAGCGCCUGCCCUUCUGGAACCUUCUGCCCCCCAGCGCCUGCCCUUCUGGAACCUUCUGCCCCCCAGCGCCUGCCCUUCUGGAACCUUCUGCCCCCCAGCGCCUGCCCUUCUGGGACCUUCGGCCCUUGGGGGUGGGAGCAGGCCUUGGCAGGGCCAGGCUCCGCUGGAGAUGACUGUCCUCCUGGCCUUUCUCCUGGCCGUGGGCCUGCCGUGGGUGGAGACCAACGUCACCGGGACCGGGAGACAAGGCGCCAUGCAGUGUCACUCCUGCGAGGAAUUCUACACUUUGACUUGCACUAAGCCCACCAGAUGUGACCCCGGCAACGUGUUCUGUGUGACCGUCAUCGUGAGGAUGCUGGUGCGUUACUUCUAUGUGUCCAGGCAGUGCACUCAGUACUGCCCAGUAAUCAAACCCUUCGACGUGCUGCCGUCCUACAAGUCCUAUGUCCUCUUAAAGCCGACGCCUUUCCUCUAUGCCUCCUGCUGCCGGACGCCGCUGUGCAACACAGACAGCCCGACCAUCAACGACACCGAGUGGCACUACUACAGAGAGGCGGGAGGCGCCCGCGCCCUGCGCAGCGGCGGUGCCGGGCUGGUGCUGCUCCUGACACUCGCUGCGGUGUCCCUGGGCCUCAGACGGUCCUGAGCGCAGGGCCGCACGCUGGGCCCCUGCAUGCUCAGAAGUUGUCCCUCUCCGGGGGGUGGGGGGGG